Hevea brasiliensis (rubber tree) is the source of this 1809-nucleotide messenger RNA. RefSeq names its product tryptophan aminotransferase-related protein 4-like. Bases 147 to 1541 code for a protein of 464 amino acids. Gene Ontology annotation, molecular function: carbon-sulfur lyase activity; transaminase activity. Gene Ontology annotation, biological process: amino acid metabolic process. NCBI's taxonomy places the organism in Eukaryota, Viridiplantae, Streptophyta, Magnoliopsida, Malpighiales, Euphorbiaceae. The transcript has 5 exons. The record is from RefSeq and is a predicted model, not a curated record.
GGAAUCUUCAAUUAUAAAAAUCCAAAAUGGAAUCAUCAAAAACAUAAUAUUCCCAGCUUUUCUUUCUCUUCCUCUUCAACGAGUACAGAUGAGCCCUCCCCUCCAAUCCAAAACAAGAAAAUUAAAAAAAAAAAAAGAAGUAAAAUAUGAGUAAAAUAGAAAACUCAAGAAAAAUCCACCGCCAUGUGUUAUGCUUAGCGUCCUCCAUAGUUCUUAAUCUAUUUUUGAUAUACAAAUGGUACUUGGGUGCUGGGUGGGAUCCUGCUGUGAGUAACUGGACCAGGAAAGCCGCAACAGAAGCUGAGGCUGUGGCAGCCAUCUCUUGCUCUGGCCAUGGCAGAGCCUUCUUGGAUGGCCUUAUUCUUGAUGACAAACAACAACCAAUCUGUGAGUGUAACAGUUGCUAUGGAGGUCUUGACUGCUCCCAGUUCUUCUCUGCUUGUACCGUGAAUGCUGAUGGUGGGGAUCCAUUAUUCUUGGAGCCCUUCUGGGUGCAGCAUGCAGCCAGCAGUGCAAUUGUGGUAGCAGGAUGGCAUCGGAUGAGCUACUAUUACGGUGAUCAAUCCACUACCUCGAAAGAGCUCCAGAGGCACAUUCGCAAGCUUCAUGAUAUGGUAGGCAACGCAGUAACACAAGAAAAAUAUAUUACUUUUGGUGCUGGUUCAACCCAACUCCUCAAUGCUGCAGUUCACGCUUUAUCCUCUGAUAAUGCCUCAUCCCCUGCCAGAGUUGUAGCUUCAAUCCCCUUUUACCCGGUUUAUGAAGAACAGACAGAUUUUUUCCGGUCGGUGGAUUUCAGGUUUCAAGGGGAUACAUCCUUGUGGAAAAACUAUUCAGAGGCUGGUACAGAUAUGAUUGAGUUUGUAACUUCUCCAAACAACCCUGAUGGCCAGCUGAAUAAGGCAGUUCUCCAGGGCCAAAAUGUGAAAGCAAUUUAUGAUCGUGCCUAUUAUUGGCCUCAUUUCACAGCAAUUCCAGCUCCAGCAGAUGAAGAUGUGAUGAUAUUUACACUUUCCAAGCUCACUGGUCAUGCUGGCUCUAGAUUUGGGUGGGCAGUGUUGAAGGAUAAAGCAACCUAUGAAAGCAUGGAAAGGUAUUCUGAAUUAAAUACCAUCGGGGUUUCUCGGGAGAGUCAAUUAAGAGCUCUUAAGCUCCUGAAAGUAGUCCUUCAAGGAGGAGGAAAGGAUCUGUUUGAAUUUGGACACCAAACAAUGAGGAAACUUUGGGAAAGAUUGAAUAAGAUAAUUUCAAUGUCAAAGCGUUUCUCUCUUCAGAAAAUAGCACCCCAGUACUGCAUAUUUUUCAAGAAAGUCAGGGAAGCUUCACCAGCUUAUGCAUGGGUGAAUUGUGAAAAAGAAGAAGAUAAAGACUGUUAUGAAGUUUUUCAAGCAGGCAAUAUCACAAGUCGGAAAGGUCACCGGUUCUUUGCUGGAGAUCGCUAUGUGCGCCUCAGCCUGAUCAGAAGCCAAGAUGAUUUUGAUUUAUUGCUUCACAAGCUAAACCAGUUAGUCUCCGAGGAAGAAGGUUCAGAAAGUAUUUGAAGAAUGUGAUGUAUAUAUUCAUAGGUCCUGUCUGUUUCACUAUGUAUGUCACUUGCAGAGGUCAUGUCCGUUGACCUGAUGCUCUAUUUUUAUAUUUCUUUAAGGGGUCAUGUCUAUCGACCUCUUUCCCUUGUGUAUCUGUAUCACUCGAAGAGGUCAUCUCUAUUGACCUGUUUCUCUUGUCUAUCUGUGUCACUUGAAGGGGUCAUCUCUUGUGAUAUACCUGUAUUUUAAAAAGAUAUGUAUCUAUUGAGCUGCAUUGCAUUUA